AUGGAUGUGGCCGUGGAGGAGCGUGGGGAGCUGAGAACGUUGAGAGCAGAGGAAUUGAAGAAGGUCGACAUGUUGCAGGGAGAGAUGGAGGAGAUCGGAAGGGAGAGGAAUGAGUUGGUGGCAGAGAGAGAACGACUACAGAUGGAGGCGGCAGAGAGGGAUGGGUAUCUCCGGGAGCGGGAUGUGGUCGUGAAGGAGGGGAAAGCGCUUGAGCUAGAAAAGGCGUUGCGGGAGAUCAGCAGACUGGAGACAGACGCAAAGUUUUUGAGGGAAAAUAAGGAGCACUGUCUUCAGGAAUGGAAUUCGGCAAUAGAGGGUCGGAGCGUCCUGGUCAGCGAGAGAGAUACAGCACGGUUGGACAGAGAUACGGCACGGUUAGAGAGAGAAGAUCUGGCGACGGAAAAGGAUCGACUCAUAAAGCAGAGAGAUUCGGCGAUUCAGAAGAGAGAUCGGGUCCUUAAAGAGCUCACCGCAGCGAUCAGAAACCUAAGGGACGAGGUGGAUGCCCAGGCUAAGGGGACGGCGAGAAUUAUGCAGGACGCUGAUGCUCAAAAGAAAAAGCUCACGGCGGAGAGGGAUACGCUUCGCAGGGAGAACGACGAGUUCUUGAGGGGAAGGACGAGCUUUAUCGCGGAAAGGGACACCCUCCGAAAAGAGAGGGAUGCACUUACGAAGGCCAGGGAUCUCCUGCGUCAGGACAUGAAGAGGUUGGCUUUGGCGGCGACAGGUGCUGAGGUUAUAGGACGGGGCGUGGCCACGGGCAUGGGCGAUUUUCCGCAGAGGACGUUCGCGUUAGCCGCGGAAGGAGAAGAGACCAGCACGGCGGAGGCUAUCGAAAAGAGCGGGUCAGAGAGUAUGAGUGGUGCAGGAACUCUCCCCCAAGAGAAGUCAAUGACGAGAGAAGAUUCGGCUGGAGCAGAGGCAGAGCCCAUUGUAGCGGAGAUCCUCUCAUCUGCGAGCAAGGCUGUUGAUGUGAGACACGGGAACGUUAUGCCCGACCCUGUCGAAGUCGCUUCAUCGCAGGAUCUGGUUGAGCAUGCGGAAGACAACGCGAAGGAAUAUAACGAUGGUCAAAAUAUCUCCUCUUACCCAUCACCGAAGAAAGUCACCAUCUCGUUCAAAACACUCCUGGCCGCCCACAAGUUGCCAUUCAAGGAUCUCAUGCCUGGCUGGCUGAAGAUGGUGGAAAAGACCUUAUAUGCCUCGCGAGCCUUCAAGAGAUGGAGGACGUCACCCUCGAGGUACGAGGAGGAUAUUGCACGGGUCGCGUACAAAAAGAGUCCGACAAUGAGAGUGGGUGUGAUGUACUGGGUUGCUGGUCUUGUCAUGCGAAGGGUACACCACAUCAGUCUUGAAAAUUUGGUCUCGAAAUACCAGCUCGAUCAAAGGAACCUCGUCUGCUUGGAUUCCCAAAUGACUUAUGCGUGUAAGGCGGAACGCGAAAUGAUUUUGGAAGCCCGACAGUUACGCGAUCCUACCUUCAUCCAGGCUACAGAGGCGAAGAUCAAGGCUCAGCGUGAAGUCGCCUCUCGUAGUAAACGCGCGGCUAGACGCGCUUCGUCCUCGCAGCGAAGCGGCUCCCAAAUCACGUCGUCGUCAUCCACUCCACAGGAACCUCUCGAUCCGCCAAAUAUACCCAGAAAGCGCAAGUCGCGUACUUCUUCCUCGAGUCUUUUGCUCACGACGGCCCACGAAAGCAAUAAUUACGAGCCACUUCCCGAAGACGUUCCCCACCGGACCCCGAGAUCGGCCCUCAAACGACAAAAGAUCUGCACCGAUCCGGUAGAAGAGUAUCGAGCUUGGACGGAUGCUGUAGCAAGUUACAUAGUUCGUCCUAGGUCUGAGUUACGGGAUUACAGUUCAGAGAUGUGAGCGUAUGUGCUCUAGGGCAGUUCCAGGCUGUAGACCUGGUGGGAACCAUUGGGGAGGUAUUACAUAGGCCGUCAACGCCGCACCUACUCGC
Molecule: messenger RNA, 1963 nt
Organism: Stereum hirsutum FP-91666 SS1
Lineage: Eukaryota; Fungi; Basidiomycota; Agaricomycetes; Russulales; Stereaceae
Exons: 5
Coding region: 1-1872 (623 amino acids)
Source: RefSeq, a predicted model, not a curated record